Polistes canadensis is the source of this 6542-nucleotide messenger RNA. RefSeq names its product cytoplasmic polyadenylation element-binding protein 2 (gene orb2). Gene Ontology annotation, cellular component: synapse; nucleus; cytoplasm. Lineage: Eukaryota; Metazoa; Arthropoda; Insecta; Hymenoptera; Vespidae. Gene Ontology annotation, molecular function: translation factor activity, RNA binding; mRNA 3'-UTR binding; ribosome binding. Gene Ontology annotation, biological process: negative regulation of cytoplasmic translation. The record is from RefSeq and is a predicted model, not a curated record.
GGUGGCGAAGUUGGAGGAGGAAGAAGAGGAGGAGAAAGAGGAGGAAGAGGACGGUGGAGGACGGUGUGCAACGACGAGGAGUCGUCGUAGUAGCUCGUCCAAGUUCGACCGUAGACGGCGACGGUAUCGUGCCGCGUGUAUCUCGCGCGGAUCCCUCCUCGGCACGGCAAGGACGCUCUCCAAAGAGCGUCCAGGUACGAAAGAGAAGUGCGCGAGUGACCGAACGAAGGGAGGAUUACUCCAGUGUGAUUAUUUUCUUGCGGUGUCGUUUGUCGAGGAGGAGAGGAAGAAGGAAUAGAUUUGCGUCGAUGAUAUAAGUGCGAUCAAUCGAAAAAAUUAACAGAUAAUACAUAAUACGAUAGAGAAAGAGGUUACGAGUAAAAGGGAAGGAGAGAGAGAGAGAGAGAGAGAGAGAGAGAGAGAGAAAAUAAAUAAAAGAAACAAAAGUAUAAUACAAAAAAUUAGUGUUGGUGAAAAUUAUGAGUGACGAGGAUCGUCGAGUGAUACUCGCACGAGAUAAGAGAUAGGCCAGAGAAAUGCCAUCGGGUCGACGUGGUAUCGGUGGAUCUCGGCCGAUCUCUCGGUUCUAAAGUUUUUUACGUCAAAAGUGGAAGUAGCGAAGUAGAAGGUUAGAGCAAGGAGAUCUUUAUUAAGGUGAAAGAUUAAGAGAGAAAGGAGGAAGGAAGGAAGGAAGGAAGGAAGGAAGGAAUAAAGGAAGGAUAAACAGCAAGGGUGAAGAGAAUCGAAAGAUUUGCCGUAGCGCGCUCAGCUUCCGGGAUUCGUGGGUGUUUUUACGCGCGCGGCGUGGAUCGAUAGCCGUCUCUCGCGAGCUCGGCUAAGCUUUGACGAAGUCCGCGGCGUCAACAGGACGACGACGACGACGACGACAACGACGACGACGACGAGGACGACGACGACGAGUCGGUUCGAAGGACAAGCAAUUUUUGUUCGCGCCUGGACACGAAAUACUCGCGUGUAUUACUUACAAGAAGUGGGAGAAAGAAGGGAAGGAAGUAGAAGGAAGAGAAAGAGGAAGAAGGUGAGGAGAGGAUAGGACAGGAUAGGAUACAAGUAGAAAGGGCCGAGUUCCGGUGAUAUAUGGGGGACUUCGGCACAACGAGUCUCUUCUCGAGUUCCUUGUCCGGGCCAAAAUCGUCGAUCGGUAGUAGUUCGAGUGCGGCCAUAUCCCUAUCAACGUCUACCAUGCAGGACGACCUGCUGAUCGAAAAGCAGAGCACGGGAAAGCCGGCGCCUCUCUCGCCGAGCGCUGCCCUCGAUAACGUUGGCGGUCCUCAAGAAAAGUCCAAGGACGCGGUUGAGGUCGAGAGUAUCGCUAUAACAUCGACGACGCCCUCUUCUACGGAAAAGGAGAUAAUCGCGUGUAGCACGACCUCGGCCCUUCAAGGUUUCAGCGAUCCGGCCAGGGUGCCGAGUCUUUGGGCAGAUGACACCACGGGUUUGGAUCUGCCGGUAAACGGUUCGAUCCCUGCUUUUCAAAAUUUCCCGACCGGAGGUCCGGCCGGCUUUUUUGCCAGCACAGCUGCGGCCGUUUCAACGAAUACUCGACGAGCGAUCACGGCUAGUCAUAAUUUUCCACAACAACACGGUAACGCGGCUGGGGCGCCAACCACCAGGCACGGCCUUCCUGUAUCCACACCUCAGCAGCAACAACAACAGCAACAGCAGCAGCAGCAACAGCAGCAACAACAACAGCAGCAACAGCAACAUCAACAACAACCACCGCCGACCUCGCAUCCAGGGGUUUAUCUACCCAGUAAAAGUUAUGCCGCGUGGUCAGGUGGGCCUCAAGCACCACAACAAUGGGGCGGAGGACCCCAAACGGCCGCUGCUGUCGCUAGUCAAGGUCUUUCUCCUUGGAGCCGCGGUAGGUCCGUUCCAAAUCUACCACCUCUGCACUCCUCUCUUCACGCUGCCGCUGCUGCCGCUGCUGUCGCUGGUCUUCAAGGAAGGAAACCAAGUCCCACGUUUCCGGGACACCCUGGACCUGCUGCUCAUCCUUCCUGCAUAAGCCCAGUCAGGCAAUUUCGCAGGAGCACAUCUUAUCCUGGAAAGGGUAAUAUCUAUCCACCUCAGCCAGCGCCAACGUUCGAGGUCACCGCUGCGGAAGAGAGGGACCUGCUGUUACCGCCCUUUCAGCAGGAUCGCAUGACAGCCAAUGGAAAUUCACCGUUGGACAGUAUGCGAACAUUGGAACAUUACUUGAACGACAUCAUGCGAGCUGGUGCUGCGGAUACUCCCGAACAUCUCAAAGGAUUCAUAAACUGCAAUGCCAACACGCUACAGUCGCUCGCGCAGUUACACGGCAAAUCUCCGUUCUUCCCGAGUCUCGAUGAACCAACCGGUACUCUCUUGGAGGAUCCAAACGCACCUAGUCAACUCGAUGGUGUUGGAGUCGGUGUUGGCGUUGGUGUUGGUGUAGGAGUUGGUGUCGGUGUCGGUGUCGGAGGUGGAAUAACUGCUUCCCAAGCGGCACCGCUUUCUUCACCGAGUCGUAGCAGUCCUCACAGUCAGGGUAGCGAGACCGGAGAACGUUUCUCUAGGAAAGUCUUCGUUGGUGGCCUGCCACCGGAUAUUGACGAAGACGAAAUCACAGCCAGUUUCCGUCGUUUCGGACCCCUAGUCGUCGAUUGGCCGCACAAAGCAGAGAGCAAGUCAUACUUUCCACCUAAAGGUUACGCUUUCCUGCUUUUUCAGGACGAAGGCUCGGUACAGCAGUUGAUAGAUGCCUGCAUCCAAGACGAGGACAAGCUCUAUCUCUGUGUUAGCUCGCCGACGAUCAAAGACAAGCCGGUACAAAUAAGACCAUGGCGGUUGAGCGACGCGGAUUUCGUCUUGGACGCCUCGAUGCCUCUCGAUCCGCGAAAGACUGUCUUCGUUGGUGGCGUCCCACGACCGCUAAAGGCCGCUGAACUCGCUAUGAUCAUGGAUCGACUUUACGGAGGUGUUUGCUAUGCUGGCAUCGAUACCGAUCCCGAGUUAAAGUAUCCUAAGGGUGCCGGUAGAGUCGCUUUCAGCAAUCAGCAAAGUUACAUCGCUGCGAUAUCAGCUCGAUUCGUACAACUCCAGCACGGUGACAUCGACAAAAGGGUCGAGGUAAAACCGUACGUUUUGGACGAUCAGAUGUGCGAUGAGUGUCAAGGUCAACGUUGUGGUGGCAAAUUCGCACCCUUUUUCUGCGCUAACGUAACGUGCUUACAGUACUAUUGCGAGCACUGUUGGGCAACGAUUCAUUCUCGACCAGGUCGAGAGUUCCACAAACCUCUGGUGAAGGAAGGUGCGGAUCGGCCUCGACCCGUACCUUUCCGCUGGUGUUAACCCCCGCUGCGCUGUCCCUAAUUGUCUCGCAGCCCUAGCUAAUUAACUACCACUUCUACGAAAACCCACCCAAACCCCCUUCCCUAAUACAAUCCAAGGAUCCACACUUCCCUUAUUACUUACCUACAGCAACAGCAGUUUCGAUCAUCAACUUAACUCCUCCAACAAGAUCCACCAAAAUCACCACCACCACCACCACCAUUACUAUCACCACCCACCGUUACUACAGUUCGAUCGUCACUACUACCACUACUCCACUGCUAUCACUAUUGCUACUAUUACUACUACUACUACUACUACUACUACUACUCUACUACUACUACUACUACUACUACUACUACUAUUACUACUACUAUUACUACUACUACUACUACUACUACUACUACCACAACUACUAUUCUACUACAUCUUAAAAUACUACUCCACUGCUACUCCAAGUACUUCAAGAACGAGGAACGAAGAGAAGAUGAAGGAAACCGUCGCUGUCUAAUAACCGAUGCCUCUUCCGGCGUUGCUUCCGACCUCUGACACAUCGCUGCACGUCUACUCUACGCAUGGCGAACUAAACCAACCAGGUUAUUUGUUGCACUUUGUCCUGGAAAAUAAAAAGAACUUUCGUCGGACGACGCAAUUCGUCGUAAACGGAACAUCAUCUACGUGGGACGGGGACGUGACUGGAUAUAAUAUAAGAUAGCGAGCGAGUAAGAGAAAGAGAGCGAACGAAAGAGAGAGAGAGAGAGAGAGAGAGAGAGAGAGAGUGAGGAUUACGAAUUUUUCAGUGUAUUCGAUAGCUCAUAUGUAUAAUCCAGUUUUCACUGUAAAAUGCAAACUUGUUCUGUCCGAAGAUCGAGUAUCGUAGUUGCCGCUUUCGAGAAUAGAAAAAAAAACAAACAGAGAGUGAGAGAAAGAGAGGGAGAGAGAGAGAGAGAGAGAGAGAGAGAGAGAGAGAGAGAGAGAGAGAGAGAGAGAGAGAGAAUGACAUCUAUGAAAGAGUAAGAAAGAUGAUAAAAGUUUAACGUCAAUAUCCGUCGGGUCCCUUUCUAAAGGAAAACUUUUCAAUGUCUACCCAAAUAGAGAGAGGAAGAGAGAGAGAAAGAGAGAGAGAAAGGAAGAAAGAGACAAUUUUCUGAAGGAAGAGAUGAUUUUUUACUAAUUAACUUAUUUGAGAGAUCGAUAGAAAGCUAGAGAAGACACAAGUAUAAUAUAGUAGAAUGAAAUAAUGCGAAAAAAAAAAAGAGAAAAAGAGAGAAAGAGGGAGAGAGUGAGAAUGAGAGGAUGAGUAGUAGAGACGUAGGAAGAGUAACAACAACAAAAAUAACAAAGAGAGCAAAGAAAAUUAUGCGAGAAUGAUUUUACGGGAUAGGACGAUUAUGAUCAAGAAAGGGUGACGAUAGUGAAAUUCAACUUUUUGUUAUAUUCUUCUUCUUCGUCUUCUUCUUCUUCUUCUUAUUCUUUUUCGUUUCUUGUUUAAAUAAACUAUUGAGAGAGAACUCGGGUAGGUUUUAACAAAAAUAUUCUCUGUCAAUACUUUAAUACAUAGGUCAAAUGGUGGGGCGGAUUUUUCGAAGCGUUUUUUUUUCCAAUUACACAUUUCGGAUAAUUUUGUUUCUUUCUUAAUAUUUUUUCUAAUUGAUAAUCGAAACUCUCUGAUAGGUUAAAUCGGUCGGGUUUAUCAAAAUCAAAGAUUAGAAGGAUAAACAAGAAUUAUAGAAAUGUUUAGAUUAAGUAAAGGGGAAUCGGGUCAUAGAUCACUUGCUCCUUCUUACGUCCUCGUUAGAAAAAAAGAGAGGACAACGAGAACGAUUGGGAUGUGACCUUGAAACAUCGGUGCGAUCCUCGAAAGUUUGUACAAACUUAAACGACGUAUGCAUGUGUAUAGUAUAUUUAAAUAUUAUACAUAGGGAGAAAAAAAAAAGAGCGGAAACUCUUGUCCUACAUAUAUAUAUACACACACACACACACACAUAUAUAUAUUUACUCAUAUACAUAUACACAUUUACACAAGCAUAUACACUCAAAGUAUAAGCUAAUAAUCUAUGAUACGAAGAAAAAGAAGAAGAAGAAGAAGAAGAAAAUAAAAAGGAGGUAGAUUUUUGUACAGUUUUAUGGUGAGAUCACUUUGAUAUCAAUUAGUUAGCGCCAUUUGUCGGGAAAUAUUGUAGCAAUUUUAUCACUUUCUUACAGCAAUAUAUUCUCGUCUCGCACUUUUCCAAACGAGGAUCCACCGGACAUUACGAAGGAUAUUUAUAUAAAUAUAUGUAUAUAUCUAUUGUUUCUCGAAUGGUCCAGCUGAAUCAUACCUUUUGUCCUCUCGUAAUUGAACAGAAGAAGAAAGAUCAGUCUUUGGGAACCGCUCGGAAAUGCUAGUUUCUUCGUUUUAAUAAUACACCAGAUUGUAUCCUUUUCGAUGUUCGAACGAAAUAAAGAAAGAAAGAAAUAAACAAAUAAAUAAAGAAACAAGCUUAACAAACAACAUUACGAAAAUAAAUGAGAGAAAAAAAAUAAAGAAUCAUCAAUUAGCUCGAACUCGAUCACACGGGAUAAAUAAAAGUGAAUGAGAAGAAGAAGAAAUCUUGAACCGAGUAUGUGUUAGUAGAUAAUUGAAGAAACGGGGUACGUCGAGCAUGUUACGCCAUUUUUUAAUGUGUGAUCUGCUUUCAUAGACGGACGUUUCUGUACGUAUAUAGUAGCAGUCGAAAAACAACAACAACAAUAAUAAUAAUAAUAAUAAUAAUAAUAAUAAUAAUAAUAAUAAUAAUAAUAAUAAUAAUAAUAAUAAUAACAACAACAACUAAGUAAUAAGAAUAAUACAGUCACAUAGUUAACCUCGCACGACUACGACGAUGAUGUAGAAAGAAUGAAAAUGAUUAAAUUAAGUAAAGAGGGUAGUUUUCCAAAAGAGAAACGAAAGAAACACCUGUUCACAUAAUACAUUAUACACACACACACACACACACACACAUACGUAUACCAGGUUCAAUAAUUCAUAUAUACGAUAAUAAUACAUUCAGAGAUACAAUACGAAAAGGACGCAACUGCAACAUUCAAAAGAAAAUAAAUCACACGCAGAUACGAAGUAUAUUUAAUACAUUACGUGUUACGUAUGCUAAUGUGACUGAUAAUACGUUGCGUACGAAUUGUGAAAAAAACACGGAUAAGAAAAGAAAUGAUUAAAAGAAAGAAAGAGAGAGAGAGAGAGAAAGAGG